AUGAUGAAUACCACCACAGGUACAUGCUAUUCCUUAUUGUCGAGUUGCGAUCGUGGUCCAUGGCCACUAUGCUUAGAUUGGCGUGAAGUUUGCGAUCAGAAAAUCGAUUGUCUCAAUGGAGAAGAUGAACAAUGGUGUGAACUUUUGGAAACAACACAAUGUGUAGAAGAUGAAUAUCGAUGUCAUUAUGGUGGUCAAUGCAUUCCAUUCGAAUUCCUACGCGAUAGUCGACUCAGCGUCGAUUGUCUAGAUGCCAGUGAUGAACCAGAAUUCUACAGUGUGCCAAGCUAUCAGUCCUUUAAUUGGAAAUGUAUCAAUAUUUCGACUUUUCAAUGCGAGGAACGUACUGGACGGCAUGUUCGCUCGUUUCCGUGUGGUGAUGGAGAAUAUAUCUUGCGCAGUAUCAUGCCAGCACCACGAACUUUCUGUUCGAAUCGACGUGACUAUGAAUUGACUCGAAUUCUUCUCACAUCCUUUAAUUAUAUCCUCGAUGACCACUGUCGACAAGCAAUCUUCUGUGCACUGCAUAACAGUCGUAGUUUCGGUAAGGUAGAAACAUAA
This is a messenger RNA of Rotaria sp. Silwood2, 561 nucleotides long. The record is from the annotation of a GenBank genome assembly. NCBI's taxonomy places the organism in Eukaryota, Metazoa, Rotifera, Eurotatoria, Philodinida, Philodinidae.